AAGGGAGGCCUGGCGCGGAACGCGGGGCGCGGGGCGGGGCGCCGAGGGGGGCGCCAGGAGCUGCGCGGGCGCGGGGAGGGAGUCCGCGGCCCAGUUCCGGGCGCCUCGGAGCGGGCUCACCAGGCUUUUUCGCCUCGGUUUCCGAUCGAAAGCAGCAUGGAUCUGCCUGUGGAUGAGUGGAAAUCAUACCUGCUUCAAAAGUGGGCUUCACUCCCAAAGUCCAUUCAGCUCACAAUUUCUACAGCAGAGACCUUGAGCGAUAUCUUUCUUCAUUCCUCUUCACUUCUUCAACCUGAGGAUGAACUGUUUCUAAAAAGACUUUCUAAAGGUUACUUGGUGGGAAAGGACUCGGACGCUCCCCUUUUCUACAGAGAACAAGGAAACAAAAAAUUUCAGGAGAAAGAUUACACAGGAGCUGCAGUGCUGUAUUCUAAGGGAGUGUCACAUUCAAGGCCUAACACUGAGGACAUGUCGCUGUGCUAUGCUAACCGCUCGGCAGCCCUUUUCCACCUGGGUCAGUACGAGACGUGCCUUAAAGACAUUAGCAGAGCACAGAUGCAUGGCUAUCCAGAAAGACUGCAGCCCAAGAUCAUGUUACGUAAAGCAGAAUGUCUGGUGGCCCUGGGGAGACUACAGGAGGCAAGCCAGACCGUCGGUGAUCUUGAACGGAACUUCACGGCCACACCAACCCUAGCAGAUGUCCCCCCUCAGACUCUGCAGAGAAACCUCCAUCAUCUGAAAAUGAAGCUACAGGAAAAGGAGAGUCCCACAGAAACCCUCCCAGCAACUCUGGCCAAAACCCUUGAGGAUGUGGCGCUCAAGGGAGAGAAUGAACGACUUUCCAACGCCUCAUCAUCCGUCGGCUUGUGCAUAGAUCCUUUAAAAGGUCGCUAUCUCGUUGCCACGAAAGAGAUUCUCCCAGGAGAGCUCCUGGUGAGGGAGGAUGCUUUUGUGAGUAUUCUCAACCCCGGAGAACUGCCACCACCGCAUCACGGCCUAGACAGCCAACGGGACACCAGAGUCACCAAUGGGGACCUCUAUUGUCACCGAUGUUUGAAGCACACUUUGGCCACAGUUCCGUGUGACGGAUGCAGUUAUGCCAAGUAUUGCAGCCAGGAGUGUUUGCAGCAGGCCUGGGAGCUCUACCACAAGACAGAAUGUCCUCUGGGGGGGCUGCUUCUCACACUGGGUGUCUUUUGCCACAUUGCCCUGAGGUUGACGCUUGUGGUGGGAGUUGAGGAUGUUCGCAAAAUCGUAAAGAAGCUUUGUGUUAAGAUUAGUAACAAGGACAUCUGUUUACCAGAAAGCGACAAUCAGGUCAAGACACUUAAUUAUGGCCAAGGAAAGAGUGAGAAAAAUGGCAAUAUGGUUGAGACCCCGAUUCCUGGAUGUGAUGCUAAUGGGAAGUAUGACAGUAAUUAUAAUGCUGUUUUCAACCUUUUGCCCCAUACUGAAAACCAUAGCCCAGAGCACAAAUUCCUCUGUGCUCUCUGUGUUUCUGUACUGUGCAGGCAGCUAGAAGCAGCCGGUUUACAGGCCAUCCCAACAGAUGUGGACUCCUCUCAGCUCACAGCAGCAGUGACACCUGAGUCGUGCCCCGACGUGACUAUUUGGGGAGUGGCAAUGCUGAGACACAUGUUACAGCUGCAGUGUAAUGCUCAGGCGAUAACCACCGUACAACACACAGGAUCUAAAGGGAGCAUCGUUACCGACAGCAGGCAGGUGCGCCUUGCCACAGGCAUCUUCCCUGUUAUCAGCCUCCUGAACCACUCCUGCAGCCCCAACACCAGUGUGUCCUUCAUUAGCACUGUCGCCACCAUCCGGGCAUCACAGCGGAUUGGAAAGGGGCAAGAGAUUCUCCACUGCUAUGGGCCUCACAAGAGCCGGAUGGGGGUUGCCGAAAGGCAGCAGAAGCUGAGGUCUCAGUAUUUCUUUGACUGCACCUGUCCAGCUUGUCAGACUGAGGCACACAGGAUGGCUGCAGGGCCCAGGUGGAAAGCAUUCUGUUGCAACAGUUGCAGAGCGCCCAUGCAGGGAGAUGGCAUGCUGCGCUGUGGCAACAGAUCUUGUGCAGAAUCCGUCGUCAGCAGAGACCACCUAGUCUCUCGGUUACAGGACCUUCAGCAGCAGGUCGGAGUGGCCCAGAAGCUUCUCAGAGAUGGUGAACUAGAGCGAGCCGUUCAGCUGCUGUCGGGGUGCCAGCGUGAUGCCGAGAGCUUCCUGUGGGCAGAACACGCCAUGGUGGGAGAGAUCGCGGAUGGUCUGGCCCGGGCCUGUGCUGCCUUAGGGGACUGGCAAAAGUCAGCCACCCACCUACAGAAGAGUCUCCGCGUGGUGGAGGUUCGCCACGGGCCGUCCAGCGUCGAAAUGGGCCAUGAGCUCUUCAAACUGGCCCAGGUCUUUUUCAAUGGGUUUGCAGUACCCGAAGCCCUGAGCACAAUACAGAAGGCUGAGGAGGUUCUGUCGCUGCACUGUGGCCCAUGGGACGAUGAAAUCCAGGAGCUCCAGAAGAUGAAAUCCUGUUUAUUGGACUUACCACCCACCCUUGUAAGGUCUUCAGUUUAGGGUCCCAAGGGGAUUUGGACCCAUAGAAAAGGAGCCCGUGGAACACAAGGUAAAGAGGUUAUGGCCGGGCGCGGUGGCUCAGGCCUGUCAUCCCAGCACUUUGGGAGGCUGAGACGGGCGGAUCACGAGGUCAGGAGAUCGAGACCAUCCUGGCUAACACGGUGAAACCCUGUCUCUACUGAAAAUACAAAAAAUUAGCCGGGCGCCUGUAGUCCCAGCUACUCGGGAGGCUGAGGCAGGAGAAUGGCAUGAACCUGGGAGGCGGAGCUUGCAGCGAGCAGAGAUCGUGCCACUGCACUCCAGCCUGGGUGACAGAGCGAGACUCCGUCUAAAAAAAAAAAAUAAAGAGGUUUUGUUUGCCAGCCGGGCACAGCAGCUCACGACUGCAAUCCCAACACUUUGGGAGGCUGAGGGGGGCAGAUCACAAGGUCAGGAGUUCAAGACCAGACUGGCCAACAUGAUGAAACCCCGUCUUUACUAAAAAUACAAAAACUAGCUGGGCAUGGUGGCGGGCGCCUGUAGUCCCAGCUACUCGGGAGGCUGAGGCAGGAGAAUGGCGUGAACCCGGGAGGCGGAGGUUGCGGUGAGCCGAGAUCGUGCCACUGCACUCCAACGCGGAUGACAGUGUGAGACUCCAUCUCAAAAAAAAAAUAAGAGGUUCUGCUGCUGGGUGUGGGUUCUGCGGACCAGG
Chlorocebus sabaeus (green monkey) is the source of this 3256-nucleotide messenger RNA. It is a transcript of the gene SMYD4, whose product is annotated as SET and MYND domain containing 4. Gene Ontology annotation, molecular function: histone deacetylase binding. The record is from RefSeq and is a predicted model, not a curated record. Gene Ontology annotation, biological process: heart development. NCBI's taxonomy places the organism in Eukaryota, Metazoa, Chordata, Mammalia, Primates, Cercopithecidae. Gene Ontology annotation, cellular component: nucleus; cytoplasm.